AUGAAUGGUGCCCCUGAUUUUACUGUGCCUGGUGGGAAUGGUGCUGCUCGCCCCGCUCCCGCACCUGUGGGGCGCAGGCUCGUGGUAACGGCGCAGCUCCCGGACCUGGCGCCCGGGGCUGUGCGGUUGGUUCGGGGGCUGCUGGUUGGGCAGCUGGAGGCGCUUCCCCCGUACCUGCAGGAGGAGGGGGAGGACUGGGCGGAGGAAGGAGGGGUGGGGGAGGAGGAGGGCGGUGAUAUGGGGAGAGUGGUGAAGGGAAGAGUGGUGAAGGGAAAGGGGGAUGGAAAGAGGAGUUUGCGGAAUAGUGGAAGGGGAGGAGAGGGAGGGGAGAGGGGAAGGGAGCAGGAGGAGGAGGAGGAGGAGGAGGAGGAGGAGGAGGAAGGGAGAGAGGCCCAAGGACUGAAAAAGGUGGCUCAAUUAGGCGUUAUAGGGGAGGAUUCCCAUUGGUACGUCCUCCCCUCGCCCUGCAUCCGCCAGCUAAUCAGAGCGCAGUACAACCCCACCGACCAAUCGGAGCUCGCCAUGUCAGCGGCCGACGGGCGGCAGCUCGUUGGCAGGUACCUCUGGCCGGAGGGCCGGCAGGACGAGGCAGAUGAGACGGCUGGGUGGCAGCGGGUGGCAAAGCUGAAACAAGACUCCAAUCACCUCACCCUCCCCUCCUCACUCUCCUCCCUCGAAGCCUCCCUCAAGUCACACAAGCAGAAGCUAUCACAAAUUAGAAAGAGAGUAAAGGCUUCGGCGGUGUAUAAGCGGCGGCAGCAGCAGGUGACGGAGAUGGGGAGGUGUGAGUAUGAGGAGGGGAAGGUGGGGAGGCGGGUGGAGGCGCUGAGGAGGCGGAUUGCGGGGAUGCAGCCGGCGGGGUGGCAGGAGUUUGUUCAGGUGGUUCAGGUGCUGGCUCAGGCGGAUGCGCUGGACCCGCAGAGCAGCACGCUCAUGCCGCUCGGGGAGAUUGCCGCCAAGGUGAGCAGCGACAUGGCCAGGCCAGAACUUCCCUCUCCUUGCCUAUUAUCUGCUCCACCCUCCCUCCCCUGCACGCAUGUACAAGGGGGUGAACGAGUUGUGGAUCGCGGUGGCACUCUCGCACCCCUCCCCCCCACCCAUGUCGUGCGAGGGGUGAACGAGCUGUGGAUCGCAGUGGCGCUCUCGCACCCCUCCCUCCCGCGCCUCUCUCCACCGGCCAUAGCGGGGUGCUGCGCUGCUCUGGUGUCUGAAGGCAUGCGCAUGCGCACAGGCGACGGCAGUUCGCCCUCCUUCCCCUACAAGCCGUCCUGGCAGGUGCGGGAGUGGGUGUAUGAGGCAUGUUCGCCCUCCUUCCCGUACGAGCCUUCCUGGGAGGUGCAAAAGGAGGUGUACGAAGCUGAAGAGCGUCGCGAUUGGCUGAUGCAGCUCCAGCUGGUUGCCAACGUGGCAAUCCCUGCUGACCUGGACGCGCAGUUCGCUGGAGUGGUGGAGGCGUGGGCGCAGGGUGUGACGUGGCUCCAGCUCAUCGCUGACUGUGCGGGGCUGGACGAGGGGGACAUUGCGCGGCUGCUAAGGCGCACCAAUGAUAUACUUUCGCAUGUUUGUUGUGCCACUUCAUUGCUCCAGCCAACUACCGUCUCCCAAAGAUCAUCUCAAUCUAUCACGAGCAUCAUUGCCCCAUGUAAAGCAUCAUCUCUCUGCUUCCGGAUACCUUGUCACAUGCCCUACCUCUCUCACUCUCCUCCAUGUCCCCACUCUCCCUUUCUCCCACCCUCGCUCGCUCCUCUUAUUGCAUCUCACGUUAUCCCUGCCUCCGCCUUUUCCACCUCUCUCCUCCUCUCCCGGCGUACACUCCUAUUGCAGAUCCCGUAUCUUCCAGGCAUCGAUCCCUCAUUGGCCAAGGCGGCAAAGCAGUCUGCGUAUGUCAUGGAGAGGCCACCUAUCUCCGAGCUCAUUGGCUGA
Molecule: messenger RNA, 1923 nt
Organism: Closterium sp. Naga37s-1
Lineage: Eukaryota; Viridiplantae; Streptophyta; Zygnematophyceae; Desmidiales; Closteriaceae
Source: the annotation of a GenBank genome assembly